UUAAUCUAGAGAUUCGAAUCCCGUAAACUUUUUAUUCUCAUACUUUAUUUAUGCAAAAUGCCAUGUAAGCAAUGCCCUUAUAUCCUGCUGGAUGGCACUCUUAUCAAGCAGUCAAAUGUUGUUCGAAAUGUCUUCCGCAAAUGCUUCCUCCAAUCAGCCUAUUUUGGCACACACCCCCUGCAGGGAUUGUGUUUCUUUCGUUUUCUUUUCCCGGAAGGGACGAAUGCGAAAACAGAAGAGUUUUCAUUAUUCAUUAUUUUUAAGUUAUAUAUUGAUUCUUCAUUAGACAUGGAGUUUUUCGAGGUGAUAUGGACUCUAUUCCAUCUGUUGGACAGGAUCUAGGUCUGCUUAUGAGGAAAUCUUUUUCAGUCGAACAGACAGAAGGGAACUUCCAUGAGGAACGUGUCUCCGUCACGUCUGGUUGAGAAAUAUAAUUGCGUAAAAGUUACACGUGCGGAUGUUUUUUCAGCAAGAGCACAGAGAAAACAGUCCUCCAUCAACAAUGCAAGGCAAUGGAAGCCAGGUUAACGUUGCUCUCAGUGUGCAUCAUUCGCCCCAGAACCAGCUUUCCUCAAUCAGCCCUUGCUCAAAGGAAGACCUGUGGCAUCUACCUGGACAACUGCGAAUAAACCCGUCUCUUUGGGACAGGGAGGAUGUUGGCCACUGGCUCCAUUGGGCUCAGAGGGAGUAUUCACUGCGCCGGCCUGAAAAGGGACACUUUGAGAUGAACGGGCGAGCUCUGUGUCUGCUCACCAAGGAAGACUUCAGACGCCGCUGCCCCAGCUCAGGCGAUGUUCUGUAUGAGAUCCUACAGUGUGUAAAACAGCAAAGGAGGAGUGCUGGGUGUGACACCCCAAAUUUGUCUCCCUCCCUGGAAAACGGACCCAUGCAGGACCCACCCAGGUGCCGGAGUGUUCAAGAGCCUCCGUCUCCCACAGACAAUAACGUCCAAGCGCCGCCCCACAACCAAGUUCAGUGCAUUGGCCAAACGGAGCGCUUAAUCCAGGAGCCGCUUAACCUGUCCGGUCGAGAGAAGCCGAGGAGCCCACGCGACAAAGCCCACGGGCGCAUCCCAGAGUGUAGACUGCUGUGGGACUAUGUGUAUCAGCUUCUGUGCGAUGACCGUUACCAAGAAUACAUCCGAUGGGAAGACCGGGACAGCCUGGUGUUCAGGGUGGUUGACCCCAACGGACUGGCACGUCUCUGGGGAAACCACAAGAACCGAGACAACAUGACCUAUGAGAAAAUGUCCAGGGCCUUGCGGCACUACUACAAGCUCAACAUCAUCAAAAAGGAGCGAGGACAAAAACUCCUUUUCAGGUUUCUGAAACUCCCAAAGGACACCAGGAAACAGCGGGCUGAUGCUGCCCAGUCCCCAGAACACACUCCCCCUCAGGAUGGGGACUCUGCCAACAGCGGCACUACACAUGAGUUCAGCGAGGAACAUUUCGAGGUUUCCCCUGAUCAUGCUUCACCACAUCAUCCUUCGUAGAAAACAAAAUGGUCUUAUUAGAUCCCCCGAAUACAUUGUAGGAUACAACAACACGGAUGAUUACAUGAUUGAAUGCAGAUAUGUGUUCAGAAAAUGACCCAUGCACAUACAGGUUUAACAAAAUUCAAUGUUCAGUGUGUGUUUUGGGGGGGGCAAUAAUGCAUUUUGAUAUUGCUUUAAUUUAAUCACUUAUCAGAAGACACUACUGGACGAUUGAAAUUGUGAUAGAAAUCCCAUCAAUAUGUAAAUAGCCAAAUAAACUUAAUAACUUAACAUCAACACAAUCACAAAACCUAUACACAAAAUCAUAAACUGUAUCAGUCCUGCAGAAUGUAGUUUCAGUGAGUAGGAUGAAACAAGGUGGAGUUCUUUUUUGCAUUGAAAUGUAUUGUGUUGUCGGUUAUAAAUAGAGUGUGCAUUCUGGUAGCCUAUCAUUUCCAGUGUUUUCCAGCGUACGAUACAUGUGUUAGUAUUGCAUAUUCUGUAUUCCCUCAGGCCUGCACUAAAUCAUGUAAGACAAUCUUGAGACUUUAAAGAUAAAAGUUCCUCAUUAAUUUGUUUUUUAUUACAGCCUUUUUGAGUGAGAAUAACUUCCACUGUUCGGUCCAAACAGCUUAUUUUUUAGAUUUGUAUGAAGUGUUUUGGUGGUUUGAGUGAGUUCUCCAAUUGUUGUCCUUUUGAAAAAACAUGAAUGUGAAAUCCUACUUUUUCCUUUUAUUCUGUGCAAAAAAAUUAAAAAAAAUUAAAAGGG
Gasterosteus aculeatus aculeatus (three-spined stickleback) is the source of this 2243-nucleotide messenger RNA. It is a transcript of the gene etv7, whose product is annotated as ETS variant transcription factor 7. The record is from RefSeq and is a predicted model, not a curated record. Gene Ontology annotation, biological process: cell differentiation; regulation of transcription by RNA polymerase II. Gene Ontology annotation, molecular function: DNA-binding transcription factor activity, RNA polymerase II-specific; sequence-specific DNA binding. Gene Ontology annotation, cellular component: nucleus. Lineage: Eukaryota; Metazoa; Chordata; Actinopteri; Perciformes; Gasterosteidae.